Messenger RNA from Suillus subaureus, 3275 nucleotides. Its product is annotated as kinase-like domain-containing protein. NCBI's taxonomy places the organism in Eukaryota, Fungi, Basidiomycota, Agaricomycetes, Boletales, Suillaceae. Gene Ontology annotation, biological process: mitotic spindle organization; regulation of cytokinesis; protein phosphorylation. Gene Ontology annotation, cellular component: chromosome passenger complex; spindle pole centrosome; spindle midzone. Bases 94 to 2949 code for a protein of 951 amino acids. The record is from RefSeq and is a predicted model, not a curated record. Gene Ontology annotation, molecular function: protein kinase activity; ATP binding. The transcript has 5 exons.
GGCCGAAGAGUAGCACAUGGGUAUUGUGGCUGUAUAAACCUAGCCUUCCGUUUGGCGUUGCAAAGUAACUUGAGCUCUUCCCUCCAUCCCUCCAUGAACAGAUACGCUAUCGACCUUUCUGCUACGACGCUCAACGUUGAAUGCACUAAUAAACUCUCAGAAGUCCAGCAGGUUUCUGAAGACUCUGAGCAGUCCGACGACAACGACGACGACAGCGACCAUAAUCAGUCGAGAUCGUUUUCAAAGUCUUCAUUGUCGUCGUUCAAUCGCACUAAAGAUAUUCAACCAACUCGCCAUAAUGACUACCCACAUGCACAUUCUCGUCUUUUCAACAGGCGUUUCGCUAAAGAACCACUUCGCAAGCAACCUUCUUCGCUUCCACCUCUUUCUCCAAUUUCAAUUCCAACCCCUCCAAGUCCAAUUUCAAUUCCAUCCCCACCUAUACCAUCAAGCCCAACUCUUCCCUCAGUAUCUUCUCUCAUAGAGGAUGUCUUGGCGCCAGGUGACCUCGUGGGCGAGGACCUACUUCUCCAGGGCGAACCAGUUCGUCCUUGCGUCCUCGCUCCGAUAGACAUGAACACUGCAAAAGAAUUCCAAGUCGUUCGUAGACUAGGAACAGGCAGCUAUGCAGUCGUCUAUCUCGUUCGUGAAGUCACCUCCCGCAUCCCCAUCAGCGACGACGGCCACGUCGGCAUCCUCGACCUCGAUCCAUCCCCUCCACCUAUCGUCUAUGGCAGAAACUUUGCUAUCAAAGUCCUCUCAAAGGCAAACCUCGAUUCCGACGCUCUCACAGCACAGCUCACCGAAGUCACAAUCCAUCAAUCUCUCUCCCCACAUCCAAACAUCGUCACACUCCAUCGUACACUCGAGACUGACGCUUUUCUCCUGCUCGUCUUGGAGUUUGUCCCUGGCGAGGAUCUUUUUUAUUUCCUCGAGCAAGCACGCGAUCAUUAUGCCCCAGAUGAGAGUGCAGAGAGCAAGACUCCUCCUACUCCUUCUCUUCUCACCACUCUACAUCCCUCUGCAUUACUAAGCCACACCCGUCUCAGACUCAUCGCAAGCAUGUUCGCCCAAAUGUGCGAUGCAGUCGCCGCAUGCCAUGACCAGCGUGUCUUCCACCGCGAUAUCAAGCCGGAAAACUUUAUCGUCACAGACGGCUACGCACCUUCUUCCUCUUCAGGCAUCAUGGAACGCAAAGUCUUAGUCAAGCUCACAGACUUUGGCCUAAGCACCAACGAGGUUGAAAGCGCCGACAUGGACUGUGGGAGCGCGCCCUACAUGAGCUUCGAGUGCCGUAAUAAUGUAGCUCCGACUUACAGCCCCGAGAGGAGCGACGUCUGGAGUCUUGGUAUCGUCUUGAUCAACAUGUUAUACCACUUUAAUCCAUGGACAGACACCUCUGAUGGCACCUGUUCCUCAUUUUCUCUUUUCCGUGCACACGGUGCCCACUUUUUCAUGCAGCGCUUUACGGGCAUGACCUGGCCCGUCGCCGAGUUCCUCACCCAGCGCGUAUUUGUUCUCCCUCCAUUCGACACCAACCACAUGCCCGUCACCGCCCGUCAAUUCGGUGCGUGGGUCAAGGACCUACCUACCCUCCUUUGCGACCGUGAGCCCUCCCACAGAGGCCACAAGCGCGUCCUCAGCACAGCCUCAUCGACAGUCGGCCACCCCCUCUCCUCAUGCCCGCCUUCGCGCCGCCCCUCCUCCCGCGCAGCACUGCGUACCCCACUCGUAUGCAGCAGGUCAUUGAGCAGAGCUCCAAGUGUCGGUGGUGUUCUCGUCGAGGAGCCCGAAGACCUCUCUCGCGAUCGCCAAGACGAGCACAAUGAAGACGAUGACGGUCGAUCGCGGUCGACCAAGAAACGGGGAAAGCGCGGGUCGCGAAAGGCAGGGCAAAAAACGACGACUGACGAGACACUCCAGACACUUGCUGUUGCUUCGCAGAGCUUGGCACGGGAAAUCAGUCUUGCGAGUCGUGGUGCGAGCCGCUCAUCGCUUGGGAUCGUUGAUUUGGACAGGAAUGCGAGCCAUGCUUCGAGUCUUGCGAGGCCUGCUGCUGAGACGGAAGUGCCGAGGUCUGUGGUUGUGAAGAAGCCGAGCAAGUGGAAGUUGGGUUUUGGAAGCGGCAAGACUAUUAUAUCCACACCUACGUCCACAGAAGAGGCACCGACCACAGGCACCGCGAGCAACGUCACCAAUCUCAUUAUGGGGCUCUCCCAGCCUGCGCCGAAUCCAAGCAACACUCCCAAGCUCUCGCCGUACAUCUCGCACAACGGUAUCAAUGUCAACUCGAGCGCGAGUGUGAAUGGGAGUGGUGUGCAUACGCCGCUUACAAGACAGCGGAGUCCGGCGGAUGAGGCGGCUACGUGGGCGCGCGGACGGAGACCUGGUUCGUCUACGUUUAGCACUGCGUUUUCUACCGCUGCUCCUUCCAUCAACAUCAACGGGAAUGGCAACGUAAACGGGAGCGUGAGAGGUCAUUCACCGCCAGGCAGCGUCCGUAGCACCAACUGGCGAAGCUCGAUGAGCAGCGCAAGCACUAGUACCUCUGCAUUCACGCGGUACAGCAAUUCAAGCGUGAGGAGUGUAUCGACGACUGCUACGAGUGUGAGUAGUGGGAGUGGGAAUUGGAGGAAUGGAGGGCAGGCUGCAGCGCAGGUCCCGAAGAAUGUCAAGAUCAUGAACGGCGUCCCAUGGGAACUCGACGAGCUUCCACGACAGCUGCAUCCUAAUCCCAUAGGCGAUAUAUUCGGACAGCCUCCCCAGCGGAAGCCGCGAACGAGGAAAUCGAAGCUGGAUACGAUUAGCGAGAGGCCCGCCCCUGUGAGGGAUGCUGCUACUAGUACGACUGACUUGGGGGGUGUUGGUGGUGAGGAGGAGACGCCGAAGAAGGUGCAGAAGGGCCAGAUCAAUGCGCUGGCGAAGAUGCUCUCUGCUUUGAGGCGUUGAGGUGUACGUUGUGAAAGUCGGAAGUGUGUGUGUGUUUUUGUUGUUCUUGUUAGAUGGCUUAUGGCCUGUAGGUGCUGUGGAGGCGGUCGAUGUAUUGUAUGGUACCCAACUACUUACGGUGCGAACACCAGCCUUUUUUAUUGUUGUAAUCAAUCCGCUCAUGCUGGUCUUUGGGGUGCAGGCUCAAUAGCCGUUGUGCAUAUUUUGUGCUACUGCUUAUCUGUGCAUGACCAUCUCCAAACCAAACUCAAUUCCUUGGCGCAAACUUCAAACUCGUGAAAACCAUAACCAAACCAUCGCAUUUUUCAUUACUUUGUUGCAAAAAA